Messenger RNA from Heterotrigona itama, 1821 nucleotides. NCBI's taxonomy places the organism in Eukaryota, Metazoa, Arthropoda, Insecta, Hymenoptera, Apidae. The record is from the annotation of a GenBank genome assembly.
GACUCUUUGUUGAAGCAGUUGGUAAGCAACGCUGAACAACUUGGGACUGGACUUCGAUGGGACGCCAUAGCCAGUCAUUUCCCAGACAGAAGUGACGUUCAGUGCCAACAGAGAUGGGCGAAGGUCGUGAAUCCGGAAUUGGUCAAAGGGCCAUGGACGAAAGAGGAGGACGAGAAAGUGGUAGAAUUAGUCGAACGAUACGGACCGAAGAAGUGGACGUUAAUUGCACGACAUCUGAAGGGCCGUAUAGGUAAACAAUGUCGGGAAAGAUGGCACAAUCAUUUGAAUCCGGGUAUCAAGAAAACAGCGUGGACGGAGGCGGAGGACAGAAUAAUCGUGGAAGCUCAUCGCAGGGUCGGCAACCAAUGGGCAAAAAUAGCAAAAUUAUUACCGGGAAGGACAGACAAUGCUAUAAAAAAUCAUUGGAACAGUACUAUGAGGAGGAAAUAUGAAACUGAAGAGGGUAGAUCCACUAGCACAAGAGGAAGAGGUAGGAGAAAAGCCACGGAAUCGUCGUUGCCCUCUAAAGAUAACAACCUGUGUGUAGAAGAGGACGGUUACGGUCGUCUGAAGAUGGAUUCGACGAGCAAUGAGAAUACCGCGGCUUUGUCUACUGUGCAACAGCAUAUUCUGGGUAUCGACCAAUUGGAUUGGAGCAGAGCUUGGGAUAAUCAGCAAAACACGCAAAGUUUUCAGAAUCUUCUGAACUUGAACGAACGAUCGCACAACAAUGAGCCUUCAAAGAGAGGAAGUUCCUCUUCCAGAGUCAAGACUGAACAAAUUUCACCCUUCACAAAAUACUUUGAUAUGCAAAUACAAAGUGAAGCGACCAGUUCAAAGAAUUCGGAGAUCAGACUGAUGCCCAUGCCAGAUUUGGAAGAGAUGUCGGAAGCUGCCGAGAAGGAAAGAAGCAGCCCGCCCCCUAUUCUACGUCGGCGUAAAAAUGCUCAAAUACUUCUGCAGAGGACGGAAACACCUGAGAAUGUAAACCAGUCUGAGUAUUUAAUAAUAACUCAACAGCCAUCUGGUGUCACCAGUCCAUCUACGCCCAUCAAACAACUGCCAUUCAGUCCGUCACAGUUCUUGAAUAGUCUGAGUCCUGAGACCUCCUCCUGGCCACGGGCAAGUACUCCUAAAGGUAGCAGUCCUGGUCCACUCACCACACCACAACCUACUGGUCUUCGAAGAAGUCAGAAUGAUGGCAAUACUCCCAGGACGCCAACACCGUUCAAGAAUGCGUUAGCAGAAUUAGAACGGCGCAGUGGCGCGACUACUCAGUUACCUGCCACUCCGAGUCGUCUGGACGCUCUGACCGAAAUUAUUAAACAGGAAACCGAUCGUGAAGGUUUAGCGGGAACCAGCGCUAUCCUUCAGGACUCUGGUUACAGCACGAUCAGACGGCGGGGUAAAGAAAAUAGCGCUCCCGGCGGGAAAAGAGCGCGCAAAGCUCUUUGUCAAGCUUGGGCUUCUCAGGAUAAUUCCGAAAUGAGUUUCGUUGUAGAAACACCGACUUCCCACGACUUUGCGUCCGUACAACGGAAGCCUAACGCCAAGAGGGCAAUCACGUUCGAUGCGUUCGACAGUCCCUGUUGUAUUCUCAGCCCCUUGCCGCUCAGGCCAGCCAAACGCGCCAAGCUACACUUGGAGGCACAAUGGACAACAGUGGCGUGUGGACGUACGCGCGAUCAGCUCGAAAUGACGCGAGCCGCACGCCGAUUCCUCAGCAACCAUGGAUACCUGCCUUUGCGUCCUCGUUCUUUGAAUUUUUAAAAGCCUGAUCUUAGCCACGACUGCGUUUCGUGGUGGAAAAAAAAAAAAAAA